CUUUCUUUCUCUGGGUGCGUUUUGAAAGUCUUUAAGUCUUCAGGUCGAGCAGGAGAGGAAGAAAUGGAGUUUUUGUUGAUAACAAGUUCAAGAUUUUUGGCUAAAGUCACUACUUGCUUCAUUUUGCUACUUUAUCUGCUGUUUUGUGGAAGCUUAACAACGACUGAAGCUUAUGAUGCACUUGACCCUACUGGAAACAUCACAAUUAAGUGGGAUAUCAUGACCUGGACUCCAGAUGGCUAUGUUGCUGUUGUUACAAUAUAUAACUACCAACAAUACCGGCACAUUCAAACACCUGGGUGGUCACUGGGGUGGACAUGGGCAAAAAAGGAGGUAAUAUGGAGCAUGAUGGGAGGCCAGACAAUGGAACAAGGGGAUUGUUCAAAAUUCAAAGGAAACAUUCCACAUUGCUGUAAAAAGAAUCCAACAGUAGUUGAUUUAUUACCAGGAACAGCUUACAAUCUGCAAAUUGCAAAUUGCUGCAAAGGUGGAGUAAUAAGCUCAUGGGCUCAGGAUCCAGCUAAUGCAGCAAGCUCAUUUCAGCUUAGUGUAGGUUCUGCUGGAACCUCCAAUAGAACAGUCAGAGUGCCUAAGAACUUUACUCUCAAUGCACCAGGGCCUGGUUAUACCUGUGGUCCAGCAAAAAUUGUUAGACCUAGCAGAUUUGUUAGCACUGAUAAAAGGAGAGUUACACAAGCUCUGAUGACAUGGAAUGUUACGUGCACAUAUUCGCAAUUCUUGGCUCAAAAAACUCCCACUUGCUGUGUCUCACUUUCAUCCUUCUACAAUGCUACAAUAGUGCCCUGUCAAACAUGUGCCUGUGGCUGCCAAAAUAGUAACUCUCAGUCUGGGAGCUGUAUAGACCCUAAAACGCCUCACUUUGCUUCAGUUGUGUCAAGUUUGGGAAGGAACAGCUAUUCACCUCUCGUCCAAUGUACAAGUCACAUGUGUCCAAUCAGAGUGCAUUGGCAUGUUAAGCUUAACUACAAGGAGUAUUGGAGAGUCAAGGUCACAGUUACAAAUUUCAAUUACAAUAUGAACUAUAGUCAAUGGAAUUUAGUUGUCCAACAUCCCAACUUUGACAAUCUGACCCAAAUCUUCAGCUUUAACUACAAGUCAUUAACACCUUAUGCUGCUAUAAAUGAUACGGCCCUGCUAUGGGGAGUUAAGUUUUACAAUGAUUUGCUCAUGCAAGCAGGUCCUAUGGGUAAUGUGCAAUCAGAGCUACUUUUCCGAAAGGAUUUGUCAACAUUUACUUUCGAGAAGGGUUGGGCAUUUCCUAGACGGAUCUAUUUCAAUGGCGAUAAUUGUGUCAUGCCACCUCCUGAUGCCUAUCCAUGGUUGCCAAACGCGAGUUCUUUCCGGUUUGUGUCCCCAAUUAAUUUAAUGAUUACUUUACUAUCAACCCUAGCAUUUUUAUAUGGAUACUCAGUUUAUCCUCUCUUGGGCGCCAUGACAUUUGUGACAAGCAUGGUCAUCUUUCAGCUUACAAGGAACGUGUUCCUGAAUCCUGAUGUCAAAAUAAACAAGGCUCAUCGCAGUAUGGGAGUGCUUGAGAACCAUGAGGAAGGAGAAAAGAUGCGAUCUCGGUCAAUCAAGGACAUCUCCACAAGGUUAACUGGUGUGCGGUUCCCUGUCAACGGUAGGAUCCGAGAAGAGACGAUCAUUACCAAUUUACCAUUACCUUCCUGUCCAAAUUGGUUACCUCUAGUUCUGUUGUGUACGAAAACAGCAUCUCUCCUCCGUUUCUCACGAAAGUUGACUUUUUUAUAUUGUUGGGUGUUAUUUCCGUUGUUUUCUCAGACAAUACUGGGAAUUCCCACAUUGUUUCUACGGGAAAAUUUAUCGACAUUCAUCUAUACAAUAAUAUCAAAUCACUCUGCGUCUGUUCUCAUUCUCCUAGCAAUCUUCUUCAACAUGGGUUCUUCUCAGAACUUGCUUUUCGUUCUGAUCUCGGUAUUUUUCACUGUUGCUGCAGCUUGCUCUAAUGGACAGUGCCGGUUACUGGAUACUUGCUCAUCGGAUGGAGAUUGCGAGGUUGGACUCUACUGCUUCGCUUGCGCGCUCGGAUUUUCUGGUUCAAGAUGUGUGAGAUCAAGCGUGACAAACCCGUUCAAACUCCUGAAUAAUUCUCUACCUCUCAAUAAGUAUGCAUUCUUGACUACCCACAAUUCUUAUGCCAUUGAUGGAGAGCCAUCUCACACUGGAGUUCCUCGACUCACUGUGACAAAUCAAGAAGAUAAUGUCACCCAACAGUUAAAUAAUGGAGUUCGGGCCCUGAUGUUAGACACAUAUGAUUUUAAUGGAGACGUCUGGUUGUGUCACUCAUUUGGAGGAAAAUGCUAUGACUAUACUGCAUUUGAACCAGCCAUAGACACAUUGAAUGAGAUUGAAGCAUUCAUGUCAGCCAACCCUGGAGAAAUCGUGACAUUGAUCCUGGAAGAUUAUGUUCAAGCUCCAAACGGACUAACAAAUGUCUUCACCGCUGCUGGGUUGAUGAAAUACUGGUUUCCAGUAUCGAAAAUGCCCAAAAAUGGUGGAGAUUGGCCUCUUGUCAGUGACAUGAUUGCUAGCAACCAGAGACUGCUUGUAUUCACUUCAAAUAGAUCAAAAGAACAAAAUGAAGGCAUCGCUUACCAGUGGAGCUACAUGGUUGAAAAUCAGUAUGGAAAUGGUGGAAUGAAUGCUGGGAGCUGUCCAAACAGGGCGGAAUCAUUUCCACUUAAUGACACGACCAAAUCUUUGGUAUUGGUAAAUUACUUCAUGAGUGUUCCUGUGAAGCAAACCACUUGUGCUACAAACUCAGGAGACCUUAUUAACAUGCUUCACACUUGUUAUGGUGCUGCUGCAAACAGAUGGGCUAAUUUUGUUGCAGUUGAUUACUACAAGAGAAGUGAAGGAGGAGGAUCAUUUCAGGCUACUGAUACUCUAAAUGGGAAACUGUUGUGUGGUUGUGAUGAUAUCCAUGCAUGCAUGCCGGGCUCAACUUCAGGAGCAUGUACUCCAUCAUAGAAAGCAUAACUGGAUCAAGGACAUUCAGAUUCUAGUAAACAUAUUGUUUCAAAUUGUGUUGAAAGAGAAAUUAGCGUCCUUUUACGAUAAGGUUUUUAUCAAUAUGUUGAUGAGAUCAAGUGCAGAAAGAAUGUAAAUGUUAUGAUUUGAAGAAAUAUAUGAAGUGCAUAUGUAGAAGAAUUUGAUUGAA
This is a messenger RNA of Mangifera indica (mango), 3202 nucleotides long. RefSeq lists its product as uncharacterized. The transcript has 17 exons. Gene Ontology annotation, molecular function: phosphoric diester hydrolase activity. Gene Ontology annotation, cellular component: plasma membrane. Bases 64 to 3012 code for a protein of 982 amino acids. NCBI's taxonomy places the organism in Eukaryota, Viridiplantae, Streptophyta, Magnoliopsida, Sapindales, Anacardiaceae. Gene Ontology annotation, biological process: lipid metabolic process; cellulose microfibril organization; plant-type cell wall cellulose biosynthetic process. The record is from RefSeq and is a predicted model, not a curated record.